This is a messenger RNA of Pezoporus occidentalis (night parrot), 2747 nucleotides long. It is a transcript of the gene SPATA20, whose product is annotated as spermatogenesis associated 20. The record is from RefSeq and is a predicted model, not a curated record. Bases 366 to 2483 code for a protein of 705 amino acids. The transcript has 16 exons. NCBI's taxonomy places the organism in Eukaryota, Metazoa, Chordata, Aves, Psittaciformes, Psittacidae. Gene Ontology annotation, biological process: carbohydrate metabolic process.
AAAUCCUGCAGGUGCUGUGCCUGUACCCAUGGCUGUAGGGUGGCCCCCAAAGGGCACUGGCAGGUGGCUGGAAGGGAGGGAGCCUAGGGGAUGGCAGUCCCAGGGCUGGAGAGCAACCUCACCUGAGCAUCACACAAGUAGGGAAGACUUUGUAGGGUGCUAGGGAUGGGCUGAACCCCAGCAGAGCCACCCAGCCCUGGGGCUAAGAGUGGUUCCCCUGGCACAGGGAGUGAAUAGCAUGGAGCCGGGUGGAGGUGGUGCUGCUCUGGGGCGUCCCAGCUCUGUGCAGGGCUGUGCUUUGCUGCGAGCAAGGAAAUGAUCCCGUUUGGUGUCCCAGGUUCACGUUUCUAACGGGGAGCGCGACCAUGGCCACGGGGGGCACAACGCCCCCCCCCAGCAUCCCUCGUCACACCAACCGCCUCAUUAAUGAGAAGUCCCCGUACCUUCUGCAGCACGCUCACAACCCUGUGGACUGGUACCCUUGGGGUCAGGAAGCCUUUGAUAAGGCAAAGCAGGAAAACAAGCUGAUAUUCCUGUCAGUGGGUUACUCCACCUGCCACUGGUGCCAUGUGAUGGAGGAGGAGUCCUUCAAGAAUGAGGAGAUCGGGGAGAUCAUGAACAAGAACUUUGUGUGCAUCAAAGUGGAUCGUGAGGAGCGGCCAGAUGUGGACAAGGUGUACAUGACCUUCGUGCAGGCAACCAGUGGUGGAGGUGGCUGGCCUAUGAGUGUCUGGCUGACACCGGACCUCAAGCCCUUUGUAGGGGGGACGUACUUUCCCCCUGAGGAUGGAGUUCAUCGCGUUGGCUUUCGGACUGUGCUGCUCCGAAUUGCAGAGCAGUGGAAGGAGAACAAAGAUGCCCUGUUGCAGAACAGCCAGAGGAUCCUGGAAGCAUUGCUACACACUACUGAGAUCCGUGUGCGGGGCCAGGAGUCACCCCCACCAUCCGAAAUGGUGAUGGCCACUUGUUUCCAGCAGCUCUCCAACUCCUAUGAUGAGGAAUACGGCGGCUUUUCCGAAUCCCCCAAGUUCCCCACCCCAGUGAAUUUGAAUUUCCUCUUCACAUACUGGGCCCUGCACCGAACAACCCCACAGGGUGCCCGUGCUCUGCAGAUGGCUCUGCAUACUCUCAAGAUGAUGGCCCAUGGGGGCAUCCAUGACCACAUCGGUCAGGGCUUUCAUCGCUACUCCACUGACCAGCACUGGCACGUCCCUCACUUUGAGAAGAUGCUCUAUGACCAGGGCCAGUUGGCAGCUACGUAUAGCAGAGCGUUUCAGGUCUCUGGUGAUGAAUUCUUUGCCGAUGUUGCCCAGGACAUUCUGCUCUAUGUCUCACGGGACCUGAGUGACCAGUCAGGAGGUUUCUACAGCGCAGAAGAUGCAGAUUCCCACCCGACCACCGAAUCCAGAGAGAAGCGAGAAGGAGCUUUCUGUGUGUGGGCAGCUGAGGAAAUCCGGGCUCUCCUUCCGGACCCUGUCGAGGGAGCCACAGAGGGGACAACCCUGGGAGAUGUCUUCAUGCACCACUAUGGAGUGAAGGAGACUGGCAACGUGGACCCCAUGAAGGACCCCCACCAGGAACUGAAGGGCAAGAACGUCCUCAUUGUGCGGGGCUCCCCGGAGCUGACAGCAUCCCGGUUCGGGCUGGAGCCGCCGCGGCUGGGUGCAGUGCUGCAGGAGGGCCGGCAGAGGCUGGCUGCUGCCCGGGCACAGCGCCCGCGCCCGCACUUGGACUCCAAGAUGCUGGCGGCGUGGAACGGGUUGAUGAUCUCGGGCUUUGCCCAGGCCGGGGCAGCCCUGGGCAGGCAGGAGUACGUGAGCCGGGCUGCGCAGGCAGCCGCCUUCCUGCGGAGGCACCUUUUCGACCCCAGCAGCGGGAGGCUGCUGCGGAGCUGCUACCGGGGCAAGGACCACGCGGUGGAGCAGAGUGCUGUGCCCAUCCAGGGCUUCCUGGAGGAUUAUGUCUUCGUCAUCCAGGCUCUCUUUGACCUGUAUGAAGCCUCACUGGAUCAGGGCUGGCUGGAGUGGGCCCUGCAGCUCCAGCACAUGCAAGACAAGCUCUUCUGGGACCCCAAAGGCUUUGCAUAUUUCUCCAGUGAGGCUGGCGAUCCCUCCCUGCUCCUGCGCCUGAAGGAUGACCAAGAUGGAGCAGAGCCCACUCCCAACUCUGUCACUGUCACAAACCUGCUCCGAGCAGCUUGUUACUCUGGCCAGACAGACUGGGUGGAAAAAGCCAGGCAGAUCUUGGCUGCCUACUCAGAGAGGCUGCAGAAGAUCCCAAUAAUCCUGCCAGAGAUGGCCCGGGCCACUGCUGUCUUCCAUCACAGCGUCAAACAGGUCGUUAUCUGCGGGGACCCACAAGGAGAAGACACCAAAGAGAUGCUGCGCUGUGUCCACUCUGUCUUCAGCCCAACCAAGCUGCAGAGCGCUAGCCUGUGCUCGCCUUCAUCCUGGCCCCGCAAGAGGACCUUAGGGAGCUUGUGAGAAAAAUGAAUAAUGAAUUUCAGAUUGGACAUGAAUUGGUGCUGAUGCUGGCAGAUGGAGACAGAGCUGGGUUCCUUUACCGCCAGUUGCCUUUCCUUGCAUCCCUGGAGAGGAAGGAUGGGAAAGCCACCGCCUAUGUCUGCAGCAACUUCACCUGCUCCCUGCCCGUCACCUCGCUCCAGGAGCUGCGUGGGAUGCUCUGCCCAUGAGCCCUCUGCCCCUGAGGGUCUGAGACACCCAUAAUAAACCCACCCUCAGCAUCAA